AAAAAGUGCAGAGAGAGAGAGGAGCAGAAUUUGAACAGUAGUAGUGGAUCUCUUAAAAAUGGCUGGGCCAUCAACGUCGCUGCCGGGGAUGGCGGUUACCGACCAGCAACUCGCGGAGGCCCUCGACUCUCUUCUCCGCGGUGCCAACUCUUUCACCUCCCUCAACGGCGUCGUUCAGCAGCUCGAAUCCAAUUUGGGCGUCCAUCUGGGCCACAAACUCGACUUCAUUCGCACCCAGAUCCACCAUUACCUCAUCCUCCGCUCUCAGCCCCACCAGAAUUUCAUGCCCCACCAGCCGCACAAGGACCUCUUUACCCUCCCCAAUUUCCAUCCCGCUUCUUCCCCAAACUUCGCCGCGCACCUCCCCGCAGACGGUUACGGCUUCCGCCCAACGCUGCCGACCCCGUCUCAGCCUCCGCCUCCGCCUCCACCUCCUCCUGCGCCUGCGUCGGCGGCCGCGGUGGCGGUGGCGAGCAUCCCCAGUGUCACCGCCAAUGUCAAAGAAAGUGCUCCAUCAGGGAGAAAGAGGAGAGGUGGUCCAGGAGGGUUAAAUAAACUGUGCUGUGUUUCUCCAUUGCUUCAAACCAUUGUGGGCCAGCCAACCUUGCCAAGGACUGAGAUUGUGAGACAGUUGUGGGCUUACAUAAGAAAAAACAAUCUGCAAGACCCGAGCAAUAAAAGGAAGAUAAUUUGCAAUGACGAGCUCCGCCUAGUGUUUGAGACUGAUCGCACUGACAUGUUCCAGAUGAAUAAAUUGCUAGCUAAACAUAUAACAGCCCUUGAUCCUACAAAACAGGCAGAUCAAUGUACUAAGAAACCAAAGGUUGAUGUUGAAUCUGGGAGUCAAAGUGAUGACCCUUUUCCAAUUGUGGUGAUAUCUGAUGCACUUGCCAGCUUCUUUGGAACCGAUGAGAAGGAGAUGUCACAAUCAGAAGUUUUAAGACAAAUCUGGGAAUACAUAAAGGUUAACCAACUUGAGGAUCCUUCGAAUUUGACAGCCAUCUUAUGUGAUGAGAAAUUACAAGAGCUUCUUGGUUGCGAGAGCAUUUCAGCAUUAGGUAUACCUGAGAUGCUGGCACAACGCCACUUAUCCAAGAAAUCAUAGCCGAUUUGCUGAUUGGUUAGUGAAAGGUAAAUGAUGCUAAUGCUAACUUAGUGUGUUUCAACUUCAUCUGGAAAAAGGUUUCUUUUGGCUUCUACUUCCAGUCGUUUAGGGUUUUAUUACGACAUUGGGUGCUAGAAAGUGAUGAGGUAGGUAAUUAAUUAUGGGAUAAACUGCUCUCUUUGGCUAACUGCUAAACCUUUACUUUUUACAUGUAUUUGCAUAUGAAACAUUUCUAUGCUGGGUGGCUUUUCCAGCUUUUCCAAUGCAUUGUAAUAUUCUGAUACUUAGGAGAUAACAUGCUUGAAAGAGUUAAAGGUUGUAAUUUGUAGGAUGGAGUCACGAAAUACUAACUUCUAUCUUAAUAUAGCUGCAAAAGCAGUGUGCUUGUUAACUUAUUUUAAA
Striga asiatica is the source of this 1507-nucleotide messenger RNA. Lineage: Eukaryota; Viridiplantae; Streptophyta; Magnoliopsida; Lamiales; Orobanchaceae. The record is from the annotation of a GenBank genome assembly.